UACUUUGUAGAAACAUUCUAUUCCAGUCUAAGUCUGAUGGAGAUUUUAAUAAUAUGGGAGUCGGGACCCGAAGGUGGAGCUUCCUUUUUUCUUCGGAUUUAUGGAUAAAAUCUAGUAAUUUGCACUAUAAUUUAGCAUAAACUAUUUAUGUCAACCAGGUGUCAGUCCUUUGGCGUUUGUUCAACUCAUCUGAGACUUAUACGAGUAAGGUCGAGUACCAUGGAAACAUCCACGGUUCGGACCGCAUCCCUACCCAAUAUUCAUACCAUGAUAACAGACCAAGUGUACAUACCAAGGAACAUACAUACAACCAUCCACCGGAGCGUCCACGAUAGCCUCGCUCACUCACCAAGGCCGAUUUAUCUUUCCUUGCCGCUAUUACGGAGUGCGCUAAUGUUGGUACAUACCUAUAUAGCAUUAUCCGGGUCGUCUGGAGUACGCCAUCCAUAUCCAUAUGUCUUACUGUCUAUCCACUUUACGGCAUCAACGCGCAACCGAAGUCUUCUUAUUGAUCCUUACCCUCCGAAAGUUACACCACACCGCACCACCCCACCGCACCACACCACUGACAAAAAUGCAGCCGAUUCAUGGCGACCUUAUGAUCCGCUUAAUCGGUUAAGGCCUACUGGGAGCCGGUAGCCUGGUAGGAUAGGUAAUUCUUUCUCUUGCAGAAGAGCGAAUAAAUAGUCUUGCUAUUCUCAUAGGGAUAAAGCCUCCACAAGAGAAUAUAUCGUGCCUAUGAUACUAUACUAUACUCUACACAUGAUCCGAAUAUCUCCGGGCACAAACAAGAAAAGGAAAAAAAAAAAAGCAUGCUUUAAUUCUGCACCGAAAGUGCUCUGUAUACCUG
This is a messenger RNA of Aspergillus ochraceoroseus IBT 24754, 850 nucleotides long. RefSeq lists its product as uncharacterized. Bases 148 to 639 code for a protein of 163 amino acids. Lineage: Eukaryota; Fungi; Ascomycota; Eurotiomycetes; Eurotiales; Aspergillaceae. The record is from RefSeq and is a predicted model, not a curated record. The transcript has a single exon.